AACAUACCGCAGUUUGGUGUUUAGCAUCACCCGGGCAGGCAGGCAGCCGUCUUCAAGAAAAACUGUUGUGUGAAGAAUGCAGAAAACGGGGAUUAAUGCAUGCAUCCCGUGUUGAUCGGCGACCAUCGUUUAAGAAAGUAUAGCUUGGCCUGAAACAUGAAAGAUGAAGAAACUGAAGAAGACGAAGAAGAAUAGUAAGACGGAGAAGAACAAAAAUGUUUCAGCCACUGUUCAAAAAUUUCUGAAAACUUACGAACGGCAUUGUGCUCAGUCAUCCAGUGCAGUCUGCUCAAUGCUCGCACGUCACCUGCAGAAAUGUAUUGAAAAUGAAGAAAUACCCACAAAGUUGAUGCUUGCAAGGCUUGAGACGAGUACAGAUCCCCUGCUACCAGUCACUCUGAAACCAUUGCUAAUGACAGUCCGAGAUGAGCGCUACAUGUAUGGAAAGGAGCUGUGUGUCUGGCACGUUGCUCUUAGCAAUGAGGACAUGGCAAAUUUAGCAAUAAUUCUAGAACUCCGUGGACGGACAAAGUAUCCAUUUACUAAAGUUGAACUGUUGGAUUGUGGAAUCGAUACCUGGUCAAUUGAAAGGCUUGGGAAAUCUCUCAAUGUCAGUGUGCUGACUUGCAUUGUUCUGGAUUAUAAUGAAUUUGACGAUGGAGGCCUCAAAGGAUUGUGCCAUGGACUAAUGGGAAAUGGUCAGCUGUUAACACUAAGCUUAUGUUACUGUAACCUGGGACCGCAAAGUGGAUCAUACUUGGGAGAUCUGGUUGCCAAAACUGCCAUUAAAGAUUUGCUGCUGGAUGGCAACAAUUUGCAGUGUGAGGGAGCUGGUGAACUUGUCAAGUUUAUAGGCAAUUAUGCCGAACACAUGGUUAAGAGGAAAUCUGGACCAUCUUCCUAUAUUGAAGGGGAAGCGUCAAAACCCUUUUUGGAAGAGAACGCUGGACACAAUAUUCCCAUUGAUGGUGUGGAAAACAUGAGCAGUAGCGUUCCUGGAUUCAUGAAGAAAAAGAAAGGGAGGAAAAAAAAGGAACUUCCACAGAUAGGACCUUGGUUGUCCAAACUACACCUGGCAGAUAAUGGCAUAGAUGGAAGAGGAAAUGAAGGCAAAAUGGGUGCAAUGACAUUUGUUGAAAUGUUGUGCCAAUUGAUACAGUUUUCAGAUCAUUUGACGGAACUGCGUUUAGAUGGUAACUGCUUAGGUGAGCUGAGUGGCAAAAUGAUACUCGAUGCCUUAAGAGAAAGGAAAGAAGCAAAACUCCCUGAUUUGAAAAUUGAUGUUUCGGCCCAAAUGAAUGCAGAUACUUUCAGCAACAUUUUGAAGAAUGCCAAAAAGCACAAGAAAACUAAAAGGAAUAAGAAGAAGAAGAUGAAGAAGAGAUAAAAUGAAUCUUCCAGCAGCGAAUGGUCCAGUUGUGCACCAACAUUAACAGUCCAGUUUCCUGUUCAAUUUAUUGUCAAAGAACUCAGCCUCAAAGUUAUGGACACAAAUCUUAAUCUCCUCAGUUGAGCUUCAUGUUUCCAGAAAAUUCUUGUGCUCUUUUAAAAAAAGUUUGUGUUGGACAAGUUAACCACUAUUCUUAUCUAAAAAAUCUCUGAGGUCCGUUAGAUAUGUUUUGCAUUUCUUUUACCAAAGUUCAAUGUUGACUUGUUGCUGCAGAUAUUUGGACCAUCUAUUUGCAGGUGAAUUUGUGCCACCCAAGUAUCAGUCACUGAUCAAAUGCAAAAAAAGUGAGAAUCACGUCACUCGCCAAGGAUUGUAAUCAUUGUUGAAUGCCUGUGGUUCAUGCUUGGCCAGAGAUGUUAUUGAAACAGCUACAUGCAUAUUUUGUUUCAAGGAAUAGGCCAGAGAAUGUCAAGUGAUUCUUCAAUACUUUUCCAAUGUCCGCAAGGCAAAAGUCAAGGCUGUAUUUAAAUAUUCCCCACUUGCCUGGAUGAAUGCAUUUUAGAAGGUUAACACCAUCCAGUCCAAUGUGAUGCAUUUGUUGGCACCCACAUCCACCACUUCGAACAUUUGACUCCCUGCACCAGUAAUGUGUGCGCCACCUAUAAAAUGCUGUGCAAAAAUUCACCAACAUUUCUUCAAUAAAUCCACAUCUUCAACCAACUAGCAGGAUUAGGGCAUCUGUGUCAUUCAACGUCCUCCACUCCACACCACACCAUCCAAAUUACAUAUCAACCAGACUUGGAAAUUAUGUUAUAAUUUCUUCAUUGUCACUAAGUCCUGAACCAAUAACACUGUGGGAAUACCUUCACAUGCAGGCUGCAGCAAUUGAAGAAAGUGAGUCAGUAGUAUCUUCUUAGGGGCAACUCAGGACAACAAUCAAUACUAGACUAAGUGGGACCCGUUGGGU
Messenger RNA from Amblyraja radiata (thorny skate), 2357 nucleotides. RefSeq lists its product as uncharacterized. Bases 164 to 1387 code for a protein of 407 amino acids. The transcript has 11 exons. Lineage: Eukaryota; Metazoa; Chordata; Chondrichthyes; Rajiformes; Rajidae. The record is from RefSeq and is a predicted model, not a curated record.